Metarhizium acridum CQMa 102 is the source of this 1137-nucleotide messenger RNA. NCBI's taxonomy places the organism in Eukaryota, Fungi, Ascomycota, Sordariomycetes, Hypocreales, Clavicipitaceae. The record is from RefSeq and is a predicted model, not a curated record.
AUGGCUGUGAGAAAGAACACCAAGGGUGAUGGCAAGGAGUACCACUACUGGGACUAUACUUUCGAAUGGACCGACAAACACAUGGCCGCAAACGAGCUAAACUCUUGGAUUCUGAAGUAUGACAGCCUUGCUGACAAUUGUAACGAAAUCCUCACCAAGUUGAUGCAUUCCUCUCACUCCGAUGCUGGUAAUAUCUUCAAGAGAGACAGUUAUGCCUUGCUACAAGAAAACCACGAGAGUGACACCAAGUUGUCAGAACUCUGGACACAGAUCAACACAGUCCCUGACUGGGUGGACUGGGCACAGAUCCAGCGUGGCCAAGAUAUCUACUGGCGAUACCUUAUACCAAUAUCCAAUGCGCUCACUUAUCAAAGCCUGUUAGGGGGUCUGGGGGCAAUCCGUGUCGGUGAAACCAUCGCACGAACAGGAGGAUUCGGCGCCCAGGUCGUCCGACGCCGCCUGCUAGAGACUUUCCAAUAUACUCUCCAGGUCAACAGCAAUGCGGAGGGGAUGAAGCCCGGCGGAAAAGGCCACUUGGCCUGCGUACGAGUCCGACUCCUGCAUUCUGCAGUCCGACUCAAGAUCAUGAGUCUCGCUGCGCAAGACCCGACGUACUAUGACAUGCACAAGUACGGCCCUCCCAUCAACGACCUGGAUUCUUUCGGCACCAUCCAUACAUUUAGCAGCGCGGUUAUUUGGCAGGGCCUCCCGCGCCAGGGCAUCUACCUGAGCAACCAGGACGCCGAGGAUUACAUCGCGUUAUGGCGACUGGUCGCCUAUUACAUGGGAGUGCCGACGGAGCCUUUCAAGACUGCUGCCGCGGCCAAAGUCGCGCACGAGUGGCUUCUUGUCAACGAGUUUGCCCCGAGCGACACCGGAAGGAUGCUGGCCAGAAAUAUCGUAAUCGGCUUGGAGAACACCGGACCAGCCUACGCGUCCAAGGAAUACAUGGACGCCAUGGCGCGGCUGCUCAACGGAGAUCGGCUCUCGGAUGAGCUGCAUAUCCCCAGGACGAGCUUGUAUUAUCGACUCUUGAUGUGGGGAUAUUGUUACUGGGUUCAACUCCAGGCGAGGACGAUCCAAAAGAUUCCCUUUAUCGACCGAUUCCUCAUUGCGCUCAUGCUAACUGGACCAUAG